UUCUCUUCUGGAUCAAUAUCGGAGUAAUUAAUCUAGUCGUCCAUUGAUCAAAGUCCGCAAAUCAAAGGUAUAUUUAUUAUCAUGGACAUAAUUUUCAGUUCUAAUUUACUAGCAAUUUCCGGUAUUCUAACAUCGCUUUUACUCUAUAAUUUAUGGAAGUUCAAAGUAAAAAAUCGAAGUUACAAAGCUGAAAAUGGCUUAUCAUCACUACCUCCAGAGCCAUCAAGAGCACUGCCGAUUUUAGGUCACCUUCAUAUACUCGGCAAAGAGAAAACCCUUGCUCGAACCUUAGGUCGCCUGGCCGAUAAACACGGUCCCAUCUUCACGAUUUGGCUAGGAGUGCAUCGAACGGUUGUAAUCAGCAGUCCCGACGCGAUUAAAGAAUGCUUCACUACAAAUGACAAGGUUUUGGGAGCUAGGCCAAGAUCAAGCCACGGGCAAUACCUAAGUUACAAUUAUGCAGCUUUUGGUUUCGCAUCGUACGGUCCUUAUUGGCGAAAUAUGCGAAAAAUGGUACUCAUUCAACUCCUUUCGAGCCAUAGGAUCAAGUCGUUGAAGCACGUUCAGGUCUCGGAAGUGAACCUCCUGAUCAAGGAAUUGUACUUAAAAAGCAAGACAAAUAACAAGAUUGUGAUGAGUGAGUGUUUUGAGCAUCUUACUUUGAAUAUGAUUACGAAAAUGAUCGCGGGGAAGAGAUAUUUGAACUCUAAUAGUGAAGAAGAAGAAGGGAAACGAACUGGAAAACUUAUGAAGGAAUUUAUGUACAUUUCUGGGGUUCUUGUUCCUUCUGAUUUAAUUCCAUUUCUAGGGUGGAUGAAUUUUCGAGGUCCGGUUAAAACGAUGAAGCGUUUAUCGACGGAAUUAGAUUCGCUUAUGCAAAGCUGGAUCGAUGAGCAUAAAUUGAAGAGACUUAGAAUGGAUCAUCACUCUGUAAACAUUCAGGAUGAAGACUUCAUUGAUGUGAUGCUUUCUGUAUUGGAGGAUGACUUUUUUGGCCAUUCAAAGGAAAGUAUUAUCAAAGGAACCGUAAUGACUCUAAUUAUAGCAGGUGCUGAUACAACAUCCAUCACGCUGACAUGGAUCUUAUCCAAUUUACUAAACAACCGAAGAACACUGGAGCUGGCCCAAGAAGAACUAGACCUGAAUGUCGGUCGGAAUCGGGUUGUUCAGGAUUCCGAUAUCCAUAACCUGAAUUAUCUUAAAGCAAUUGUGAAAGAAACGCUGCGUCUAUACCCGCCAGGUCCGCUAGCAGUUCCUCGUGAAGCUACAGAAGACUGUUCAAUUGCGAGCUAUCACAUACCGAAAGGCACACGAGUAUUUGCAAAUUUAUGGAAGUUACAUCGAGAUCCAAAUGUUUGGUCUAAUCCUGAUGAGUUCAUGCCUGAAAGAUUUCUUACGCAUAAUCAAGCGGAUGUUUUCGGUCAGAAUUUCGAGUAUUUACCAUUUGGAUCAGGGAGACGAUCAUGCCCUGGAAUGAAUUUUGCGAUUCAAGCAAUAGAAUUGAGUCUUGCUAGGUUGCUUCAGGCAUUUAGCAUCAGAACGCCAUUGAAUGUGCGGGUUGAUAUGAGCGAAGGACUCGGGAUUACCUUGCCGAAGACUAGUCCCUUGGAAAUUCAGAUCUUUCCUCGUCUUUCUUCUCAGCUAUAUGAAUGCUAGAAGGAAAACAAGAACAAAUAAUCACCACUCACUACCACAUAAGUCACUUUCAGUAACACCGGAUAAGUGUCGCUAUUUAUAUAAAUAUUUAUUUUCAUUAAUUAUUUAUAAAAUACACGCGUUUUAUUUUUUUCAUAAAAAUACGCUCCAUUUUUUACUUUUUCUUUUUACAAAAAUAUAUUUUUCAUAGAUC
Molecule: messenger RNA, 1849 nt
Organism: Mercurialis annua (annual mercury)
Lineage: Eukaryota; Viridiplantae; Streptophyta; Magnoliopsida; Malpighiales; Euphorbiaceae
Product: cytochrome P450 CYP82J17-like
Exons: 2
Coding region: 82-1656 (524 amino acids)
Biological process (GO): defense response to other organism
Molecular function (GO): iron ion binding; oxidoreductase activity, acting on paired donors, with incorporation or reduction of molecular oxygen; heme binding
Source: RefSeq, a predicted model, not a curated record